This is a messenger RNA of Xenopus tropicalis (tropical clawed frog), 3347 nucleotides long. RefSeq names its product probable G-protein coupled receptor 34. The record is from RefSeq and is a predicted model, not a curated record. Gene Ontology annotation, molecular function: oxysterol binding; G protein-coupled receptor activity. NCBI's taxonomy places the organism in Eukaryota, Metazoa, Chordata, Amphibia, Anura, Pipidae. Gene Ontology annotation, biological process: G protein-coupled receptor signaling pathway; signal transduction. Gene Ontology annotation, cellular component: plasma membrane; membrane. The coding region runs from base 340 to 1374 and encodes 344 amino acids. The transcript has 4 exons.
GCAGGUUUGUUGUGGCCCCACCCCCUCAUCCAAAAAAGGAGCAGACAGGCCUGCUGCCACAGAAGCAUCAGACAGAGGAGAGCAGAUGAUGAGGAGGUUGGAGCCCGGGAUAUUUGGAGUAGUUUUUAUCUAGCAGAGAGUAGGGCAGCGAUCUGCAGGGAAUUUCACGCAAAUGAAGAACCAAGCAUCUCAAAAGCAUACCAUUUGUUUCCCAAUCAAAGUCUGAAAAUUUAAACUGUGAAUUGACUUUGAACGCGAUGAAAUAGAAAGGCUGGAAAGAGAAGUUUGGAGAAACAAUUGACCUCAGCCAAGGCUAAUGGGUAUUUUACAAGGCAGGUAAUGGAUUCUCUGGCAAAUAGAUUCAUUUCUGUUACCUCAGAACCACAGAUGUUGGAAACUAAUGUAACGUUACCAUCUCAUGUAAAUGAAUGUUCUAUCCACGAUGGGUUCUUAUCAUUGACACUUCCAGUUAUGUAUUCUAUUGUAUGUGGCCUCAGCUUACUGAGCAACCUACUGGCCCUUCUUGUGUUUUGGUCAAACAGUCAAAGAUGUACAUCUAUGAUAGUAUAUAUGAGAAACCUGGCAGUGGCUGAUCUUCUGCUCGCAUUGUGUCUGCCCUUCCGUGUUGCUUAUCAGAAUCACAACGGACUACUGAUCCUGUGCAAGAUAGUUGGUGCAUUCUUUUACUUGAACAUGUAUGCCAGUAUAAUGUUUCUGAGCCUGAUAAGCCUGGACCGGUAUCUUAAGAUAAUAAGACCACUACAGAAAUACAAAAUUCACAGUGUUUCCUGGAGUACAAGGGCCACUUGGAUCAUUUGGUUGAUUAAUCUAGUCUGCAUAAUUCCUUUCCUCUUCGAAAACAGAACUGGACCAUGCAGCCAGAAGUGCUUUCACUUCCAGAGAAAAGGGUUAACUGGAGCUGUAAUCAAUCUAACCGCAGUCAUUUCCUUCUUCAUCCUUUUAUUGCUCUUCGUCUAUUUUUAUGCAAAAAUAUCUUCCAAACUUCACAAGGCCUCCUUGGGAAGAACACAGCCACAAACUAAAAGAAAUAGCAACAGAGCAAUGAAGAAGACUUUUAUUGUCCUGAUAAUCUUUAUUGUGUGCUUUGUUCCCUAUCAUAUUGUGCGUGUUCCCUACAUCCUUGCCCAGAUAGACAUCAUUGACACUGUCCCCUGGAAACAGACCCUUCAUAUCGCCAAUGAAUUGGUACUUUGCUUAUCCACUCUGAACAGCUGCUUGGAUCCUGUGAUUUAUUUCUUUUUGUCAGACAGCUUUAAACAAGCAGUGAUUUGCACCUUCCAAGGAAAGCUCAAGUUAAUUAUGAACAAUCAGGACAAAGUUGGGAACAGCAACAAAUCUAUUACUGAUAUGUAAUAUUCCCUGUGUAUGUAAUGCUUGGACAUCCAGCUCACAAGUCUCCAGUUGCACUGAAAUGCUAAGCAAUACCUGCAACAUAGUACAAUAUAUUAUUAAUAGAUGUGCAGCAGUUUCUGUAUGCCAGAAGAGAGCUAGGGAAAUAGUAUCUCCCUCAAUGUUGUUAUACUACGACUCCAAUGAUCCUAUCAAACACUUUGUGGUAGAAUUGUGAGAGCUGUAGUUCAACAACAUACCUAAUCCCUCCCUGCAUUAGGAUGUGAAAAUUUCUCUGCUGCUUUCAGACUUCCGGGAAAGCAUUUCUCUUUCAUUUCCUGACCAGAGAGCAGUGCUUAUAGCUAGAAUUAGAUAGAAGAUGUGAGUGGGAGUUUAUGUGGGCAGAGAAUGAAAGUGAGAGCAUUAAUACUGAUAUAUGUUAAUAUUAUUUGUAUUAUUUUGCUAUAUUUUGUUUAUUUGUUUUAUUGCAUUUAGUUUAUUUUUAUUAUUUGUAGAUUACUUUUGCCUUUAACUGAAGUAAGUAUAUUCAUAAUACCGCCAAUAUUUGUUACCUGCAGGAAAUUUGUGCUACCCAUGGGUUACAUAUAUGUUAAAAAUUCCUUUGCAAUCAGAACAAAUGAAGCAACUUUGAGCAAUUACACAAGUAAUGUAUAUUAUUUACUGGGGAGUUGGGGAGUGAAGGUAUUUUCAGGCACAAAUUUCCUGUGGGCACAAGAGUUGUUAAAGCGUUGCAGAACCAGACACAGACACAUAGUAGCUUUGUAUUUAAAAUGUGUAGGAGCCGAUAUAUUGACCGUCGACCCAGGGAAUCCAGAAAAAAUUAUUAUUAAGUCGCUCCCACAGUGUCAGGCAGGCAAUGAGAGAAGCAGUGCAUCCUGCCUCCCCGUGUUUGAAUACAUUGACAGAAACGGAAUUUGGCCUAUGCGCAAAGUGACAGAUGGAUAUCUUCUCUGUCAGUGCAUACACACAUGAGGUGAUGCUGAUGAACCAGGGUUUUCUCUGCUGCUGUGUCUUACAUAAGCCUAAUGCAACAAACAAAAAACUAUGAAAACUAUAAUGGUCAUUGAUGUCUAAGGGGGGGCAUUUACUAACUUUAGUAUGUUUUUUUUUUUUUUUCAUGAUUCGUGAAAUUCAAAUCGUUUUUGUACAAAAAUCACAAAUUUUUCACGAUUUAUUAAAUAUAAAAUCUACAAAAAACACUAAUGCAAAACUUUGCGGUCUAAAAGUUGUUGAGGUCAGUGGGAGCUGUCCUAGGCAAUUUGUAAUAAUCUUUAUUUAAUUUGUGGUUUUAGAGGUUUUCGGGGUUUUUGUUUUGUUUGUAACACGAAGAACACGAAGAUUCAUGAAAAAAACUGUUUUUGUUCUGCAUUUUAAUUCAUUUGUGCGUUUUCAAUUUGGAUCUUUUAAUAAAUGAGUCUAGUUAUGGUUUCAAAAACCUCAAAAACCACCAAAAUCUCAAUGAGAUAGGGACCAAGCUCUGCCAUCCUGGGUACAGGCCCUGUAUGUAGAUCUGCCAAGGUGUGCUGCAGCCAACUAUGAGCCAUAUGUAAAUGCAUGUGCUGCUGUUGUUUUAAUGUUUGUCAAGAGCUUUUCAAACUUCUUUAUAUUCCAUCUUUGCUUGCAUUUGCAAACAUAAGUGAGGAUUAAUAAGAUAAAGCCCACACCUUUGCAAAUGUGUUUACUCCCCAUAGUAUUGGAUAAUAUAACCUUUGACAUCCAUUUGGCACUUUGCUAACUGAACCAUCUAAGAAUAUACCAUUCUUUAAAUUGUAAACAUACUGCUGUGUGCACCUGUUUACACAUAUACCAGUUAUUCCUGCAAUGUGUCACCUCCAAUAUGCACGGAAAUCUGUACUGACAGCAACAGAUAAACAAAUACACAUAACAGUUUUAUUAUAUAGACAAUAUAUUGUAAAAUAUAAGAAUAUUACAAGUUGUUCCAUGACAGUAUAAAAGUCCAGUGCCAUACAAAUGUG